This is a messenger RNA of Cynara cardunculus var. scolymus (artichoke), 1153 nucleotides long. RefSeq names its product 28 kDa ribonucleoprotein, chloroplastic-like. NCBI's taxonomy places the organism in Eukaryota, Viridiplantae, Streptophyta, Magnoliopsida, Asterales, Asteraceae. The transcript is spliced from 4 exons. Gene Ontology annotation, molecular function: mRNA binding. The record is from RefSeq and is a predicted model, not a curated record. Gene Ontology annotation, cellular component: cytosol. The coding region runs from base 46 to 963 and encodes 305 amino acids.
UGCCCCUGUGCAACGCCUCCUUAUCCUCGCUUCACAAAUCCAACAAUGGCUUCUGCGGCAAAACCCAUAUCAAUGGCAAACACUUGCUUAAUAUCAUCAUCUCCGGCCAUCUUCCCCGUCAAAUCCCACCAACAAAUCUCCUUACCUCUAAAACCCAUCAAACUCCACCUCUCCGCUUCUUUCACAUCCCUUUACGCUUCAUCGCCAUCCUUCUCUCUACGAAGAAAACCCAAUUCACGAACCAUUAUAACCUUCAUUUCGGCCCAACAAGAAGAAGAAAACACACUGGUUCUCGAAGAAGAUCAAGAAUUGAGAUGGGAAAACGAAACUCCGGCCGCCGGUGUAUCCGAUUGGGAAGGGGAUGCGAUCGGAGACGCUGGUACCGGAGGGGAGGAGGAGUAUUCUGAGCCGCCGGAAGAUGCGAAGAUUUUCGUGGGGAAUUUGCCUUAUGAUGUUGACAGUGAGAAAUUGGCUCAUCUUUUCGAGAAAGCCGGUGUUGUUGAGAUUUCCGAGGUUAUUUAUAACCGGGAGACUGAUCAAAGUCGAGGUUUUGGGUUUGUGACGAUGAGUAGUGUUGAAGAAGCAGAGAAGGCUGUUGAUAUGUUCAGUCGAUAUGAACUGGGAGGGAGGUUUUUGACUGUGAACAAGGCUGCUCCAAGGGGAUCAAAGCCAGAGCGCACCGAGCAGCCGACCGGCCCUUCGUACACAAUGUAUGUCGGGAACAUACCAUGGGACAUGGACGAUGGCCGCCUUGAACAGGUUUUUAGUGAACAUGGUAAGGUGGUGAAUGCAAGAAUUAUUUACGAUCGCGAAAGUGGUCGAUCGCGUGGUUUCGGCUUCGUGUCAAUGUCCUCCCAGAGCGAAAUGAAUGAUGCUAUCGAAAAUCUUGAUGGACAGAGCUUUGGCGGGAGAGCGAUCAGAGUGAACGUGGCUGAGGAAAGACGGAAGCGUGGUGCCUAUUGAUUGCAAGUUUCGGGAACGAUAUUUAUGGGUGUUUUUUGCCAGUUAUAAAUUGAUUGAUAGUUCUUGUUAGGACAUUUGAUAAGGUGCUAAUCAAAGCGUAUAUUUUGAAUUAGUUUUUGCUUGGGGUAUCUUGUUGGAACUUGAUCGUUUUGGCGAUCGCUUUAUUUUUUAAAAUCGGAUCAAGACCUCU